AUGGCCGCGGCGGGCGGGCGGUGGCGCGCAUGCGUACUGCUACCAGGGGCUGCGGGCGGGAGGCGGGGAGGGUGGGGGAGGGGAGCGGGCAGGAACGCGGCGGACCUGCUGCCGCCGCUGCAGCCGCCGCCGCAGCGAAGAGGCCAUGUUGUGUGGUGUAUGGGGCGGGGGGAGGAGGAGGAGGGAGUAGAGCCGAGAGAGGAGACGGGAGAGAGACACCACACACACACGGCACAAGAUGGCCGGAGAGGCAGCAGCACCCCGAGCUGUCAGGCGUUUCACCGCGGCCGCGGGGCCCGCCGGCCGGCGAGGAGCUGCUCCCGGGCGGCCCGCAGACCCGCGGGAGCAAAGCGGCCGUGGCUGGGGGGCGAGGCGGGCCGCGCGCCGGGCUGGGAGCCCGCGCGGCAGAGGCGGCCGGGGCGGCCGGGCCCACGACGUGGAAAGCGCCGCUGCGGCAGCGGCCGCCGAGGCUCCCCGGGGCCCCGGCGGCCCGACCCGUACGGGCGGGAGGCUCGGGCGGGCGCCCUGGCGCGGGAGUCGGGUGCUGGAGACCCGGAGGGGCCGGCCGCGGCGUUCGGACCCGGUGAGGUAAGGAAAAAAGAAUCCCCUUUUCACGUCCUUCCAACGGGGGAGUUUUUUUUUAACCCCUUUCCCGUGAGGUGGAAACUCAUCUUCGUGGUCGAAUUUAAAAGAACAAUGGAACCCUGA
Molecule: messenger RNA, 708 nt
Organism: Rangifer tarandus platyrhynchus (Svalbard reindeer)
Lineage: Eukaryota; Metazoa; Chordata; Mammalia; Artiodactyla; Cervidae
Source: the annotation of a GenBank genome assembly